CUCUCUCUGAAUUUCUUGACAAUAAAACAAUACAUAUCCCAGUGGAGAAGCUAAGAACACAGCUUCCACUAUUACUCCAAUGGAUUCUCUGAUCUUCCCCAACAAUAAAAUUUCUUCAUUUCUCUGUUUUUGUUCCUUAAUCAUUCCGUAUCUUAGCCUCAUAGAAGCUCAAGCAAGCCUUUGUAGAACCACCUGUGGUGAGAUCCCUAUAAACUACCCCUUUGGGAUCGACGAUGGAUGUGGCAGUCCUUAUUACCGACACAUGCUUGUUUGUUCCGACCUCGGUAAGCUUCAGCUCCGUACGCCUUCCGGUCGGUACCCUGUCCGCAGCAUUAGUUACUCCGAUCCUCAUAUCCUCGUCACCGAUCCAUUGAUGUGGAAUUGUCAGGACGGCGAUAACUUCCGUCCCACUAGACCUUUUAGCCUCGAUACCAGCACGCCCUUCACGCUUUCCUCUCAAAACGAUUACCUCUUCUUCAACUGCAGCAAGGAUUACGUGAUCGUUGAGCCAAAGCCUAUCUUCUGCGAGAGAUUCCCGGACCGCUGCGAUUCGUCAUGCGAUAGCGCUAGUUAUCUUUGCAGGCAUUUACCUGAAUGUGCCACUGCACUUAGUAGUAGUUCUUGCUGCUCGUACUACCCGAAAGCAACCGAGUCCCUAAGGCUGAUGCUGCGGUAUUGCGCCUCGUAUACGAGUGUGUACUGGAAAUCUGUUGGAUCAACCACUGAUUCUCCUUAUAGCCAGGUACCCGAAUACGGGAUCCGGGUCGAUUUUGAUGUUCCGGUUACUACACACUGCCUCCAGUGUCAGGAUCCAUCGAAGGGUGCUGGAAUAUGUGGAUUCGAUACACAAACACACAACUUCCUUUGUCUAUGUAAGGAGGGAAACGUCACCUCCUAUUGUAAAGAUCAUGACAUUUCAAGUCACAAAAGGGCAGGAGUCAUUGCAGGGACUGUAACCGGAGUUUCAGCGGCUGGGGUCAUAGGAAUCGGGGUAGGUGUGUGGGUGUUGAAGAAAGUGAGAGCUAAAGCGCCUGUAACAUGUGGGGUUCAAAGCAAUGAGAAUAGGGUUUUCUGAACAAAGUUUAGUGAGCAGUGUGUGCAAAGUUAAAGCAACUGCAAACUUGUUUCUUUUUCUUAUUUUCUUAAUCAUUCCCAACUGUGUAGGCCAAACAUCCCUAAUGGAUUUU
Molecule: messenger RNA, 1187 nt
Organism: Hibiscus syriacus
Lineage: Eukaryota; Viridiplantae; Streptophyta; Magnoliopsida; Malvales; Malvaceae
Product: wall-associated receptor kinase-like 20
Exons: 3
Coding region: 80-1075 (331 amino acids)
Molecular function (GO): polysaccharide binding
Source: RefSeq, a predicted model, not a curated record